Molecule: messenger RNA, 673 nt
Organism: Salvelinus namaycush (lake trout)
Lineage: Eukaryota; Metazoa; Chordata; Actinopteri; Salmoniformes; Salmonidae
Exons: 3
Coding region: 23-643 (206 amino acids)
Source: RefSeq, a predicted model, not a curated record
CUUUUGACCAGAGCCAGACCCUAUGGGCCCUGUUCAAAAGUUGUGCACUAUAAAGGGAAGAGAAUGCCUUUUGGAACGCAGUGACUGCUUUCCAUUGUUGCGUCCUCUUCUCCCAGUUAUUGUACCCAGGUCAGUCACACCAGCUUGCUCUUCUUACUUAGACACCAGCAAUGCCGCAAGUGACAUCACUCAUGGUGUUGUGGCUGACAUUAAUGCUACUGAGGAAUUCCCUGCCAGGGGCCUUAGCCCGGCUGAUGUAAAGGCUGACGGCAUGGCCCGCCUUCCCUCUGCCAGAGGGGAAAAGACUAAGAAGAACAGGAAGUGGCGCUUCCUACCCAAAAUUGGCAAGAUUCCAAAGAUCAGGAUGAAGCUGUUCAAGACAAAAGGGGAACCGAAGAGCCACCCUGAACAGGAUGCGCUGCCUACCAAACGUCUCAGAGAGACUCGUAUUUCACAGAAUGCUGAGUGUGAGGUUCCAGAGGUUCCAUCCACUUCCCCACCCAAGGAGGACCUGACAACCACACUGGCCCCUGCUCCCCAGGAGUGCCAGUCCCGUAAACGCCCUCUCUUAGUCAGGGUGUUACGAGCUAUCUCCAGAGCCGUCUCCAAACCAUUCAGAGGAGCUUUUGGGAAGAAGAAUUAGCCAAAUGCCUGAUUUUAUUACUAUUUUAAU